CAGAGGUUUGCGGCUCUGUUUCACGUAUCGCGGACUCGUCACUUGAGCCGUCGGUGCGGAUUCCCCCGUGUGACACUGUUCUCUCUCAGGGCGGGCGCCGAAUUCUGGGGCUUCACGCGCCUCGGACAGACGCCGGCGAUGCCUCCCCGACCCACAGUUAAGGCCGUGGCGGAGGCCUUGCUGGUUGGGGGGCCGUGUGCUGCCCCUCUUCCGGUCAAUGCAGAAGCUAACAAAAACAAACAAAUUGAUGCAAAAAGCACCUCUCUCAGUCUUGAAAAUUGGCUCUCUGUUGGCUGGUGUUCUCCUUCAGAGUUUAGCCCUCCUAGCAAGACAGUCAACCCAAGUGAUCCUGAGAGAGACGAUGGGAAAGGGCUGCAAGGUUGUGGUUUGUGGAUUGUUAUCUGUGGGCAAAACUGCAAUUUUGGAGCAGCUUCUUUAUGGGAAUCAUACUAUUGGAAUGGAAGAUUGUGAAACAAUGGAAGAUGUGUAUAUGGCUUCAGUGGAAACAGAUCGAGGAGUAAAGGAACAGUUACAUCUUUAUGAUACCAGAGGCCUACAGGAAGGUGUGGAGCUGCCAAAGCACUAUUUUUCAUUUGCUGAUGGGUUUGUUCUUGUGUACAGUGUGAAUAACCUUGAAUCCUUUCAAAGAGUGGAGCUUCUGAAGAAAGAAAUUGAUAAGUUCAAGGAUAAAAAAGAGGUAGCAAUUGUUGUAUUAGGAAACAAAAUCGACCUUUCUGAGCAGAGACAAGUGGACGCUGAAGUGGCCCAGCAGUGGGCAAAAAGUGAGAAAGUGAGACUGUGGGAGGUAACUGUUACAGAUCGGAAAACCCUGAUUGAGCCGUUCACUUUAUUAGCAAGUAAACUUUCCCAACCCCAGAGCAAAUCAAGCUUUCCUUUGCCUGGGAGGAAAAACAAAGGGAACUCUAGCUCUGAGAACUAAAAAUCAGUAAUUUCAUUAAUUGCUUGUUGAAUAGUGACUGCCUUCAGUAGCCUGUGAUCAUAGAGUAAGAUUACUGUGUAAAAUAGGCCAUUUGUGUCUAUUCUUUGGUCCUUAGAAAAACCCCUAAGGAAGUAAUUUAAAGCACUUUAGGUUAAAAUUAAAGCUUGUAAUUAAAACUGAAAAAAAUACAUAGGCUGCAUUUAUCACUGCCUGAUAUGAAAUGAGAUAUAGUCUCAUUCCCAUUGUUUGAAAUCUGUCCCUUUGUUUCAACAAAUAACAAAUAACUUUUAUUUGUUGCAGUUGUUAAAACACUAAAAUAAAGCUUGGGUAGUA
Choloepus didactylus (southern two-toed sloth) is the source of this 1273-nucleotide messenger RNA. It is a transcript of the gene NKIRAS1, whose product is annotated as NFKB inhibitor interacting Ras like 1. Lineage: Eukaryota; Metazoa; Chordata; Mammalia; Pilosa; Megalonychidae. Gene Ontology annotation, molecular function: GTPase activity; GTP binding. Gene Ontology annotation, biological process: canonical NF-kappaB signal transduction. The transcript has 5 exons. The record is from RefSeq and is a predicted model, not a curated record. Bases 218 to 940 code for a protein of 240 amino acids.